Rhopalosiphum maidis (corn leaf aphid) is the source of this 1681-nucleotide messenger RNA. It is a transcript of the gene Rtca, whose product is annotated as RNA 3'-terminal phosphate cyclase. NCBI's taxonomy places the organism in Eukaryota, Metazoa, Arthropoda, Insecta, Hemiptera, Aphididae. Gene Ontology annotation, molecular function: RNA-3'-phosphate cyclase activity. The record is from RefSeq and is a predicted model, not a curated record. Gene Ontology annotation, cellular component: nucleus. The coding region runs from base 651 to 1556 and encodes 301 amino acids. Gene Ontology annotation, biological process: RNA processing. The transcript has 10 exons.
AGCCGUGAUUCGUGCUUGGGGUCAGCUGUAUUUCCUUUUAAAAUCAUAGACCUUAACUAGUAUAAGGUCUAUGUCACGGUUCUAUGUUUAAAAUAUAAUAAAUGAUAUUAUGAUAAUAUGGUGAUAAAAAAUAAAAACACCGCUAACAGUUAAUGAUAAAAGAGAUGAACAAAUUUCAAAUAUUUCUUUGCUUAGUAGUUAGUACUUUAUUUAGUUAUAGUCUAAUUAUAAAUUAUCAGUAAUAAUAAACUUACUUAUAGAAAUAACGAUUAUAGUAAAGUUACUGACUACUGUAUGAGAUUAAAAAUAUAAUGCUGAUUCUGUAGCUAUUAUUUUGGUUCACUGUUCAAACCAAUUUGUCAACAUUGACAACUUAGUUCUUAUUCCAUAUCUGUUGUUUUGGUUGACUCUGUUUUCUAAUUUUGAUCAUUUGAAUAAAGAUAUUGCUUUUAUAUCUGAUAGAAAUAUGUCAGUGAAAAUAAUUGAUGGCAGUGUUUUAGAAGGUGUAAGUGGGUGGCCAAAUUCUACGAUUGUCUGUAGCAUUUUCAUGUCUUUUGGAGCAACCUAUACUAAUUAAUAAAAUAAGAGCGGGUCGAUCUAAUCCUGGUUUGAAACCUCAACAUUUAGCUGGAAUCCAAUUAAUUAAACAAAUGUGCUAUGCAACUACAAAUGGAGAUCGGCAGAAUUCUUGUGAAUUAACAUUUCAACCAAAAUCUCUAAAAAUGGGAAAUUUCAAUUUAAAUGUCAAUUCUCAAACUGCUGCGAGUAUUCCCUUGAUGAUACAGUCAGCUUUACCUGUAGCAAUAUUUAGUAAUCAUAACUCCAGUAUAACUAUGAAAGGAGGAACUGAUGUUAAUUUUUCUCCUUCAAUGGAUUAUGUUAAAAAUGUUUUAUUUCCUAUUUACAAGCUUUUUGGUGUUCAUUGUGAUGCACUUAUAACUAAACGAGGUUUUUAUCCUAAGGGUCGCGGAGAAGUGGUAUUGACAGUAAAUCCUGUUGCUGAAUAUUUAAAGCCUGUUGAAAUCAUUCAUUUUGGAGAUCACCCAACUAUUAAAGGAUUUGUAUUUAUGUCUGGACCAAAACAUCAAAAUAAUAAAAAUAACCAAAUAGUUCAAGAUAUAGCAACAGCUGUCAAAAAUAAAUUAAACCUUUCCGGUUAUCAUAAAAUUACAAUUGAAACCGAGGUUGGAGAUUCAGAUGGUUCUGGUGGAAGUGUAGUGUUGGUUGCCAAUACUGGAACCGGCUUGAUUGGUUCAUCUGCUCUGUAUGAUAUGAGAAAAUCAACUGUAAACAGUAUCACUGAUGAAGCCUGUGACAAACUUUUAUUAGAUUUGGAAGUCAAGUCAUGUGUUGACCCUAAUGCAAUGGAUAAUCUCAUUAUUUUCAUGGCACUCGCAAAUGGAAAAUCAAAAGUGAAAUGCCGAGAAAUCACCUUGCACACUAAAACUGCAAUUUAUAUUGCUGAGCAAUUUACCGAUGCUAAAUUUAGUAUCAAACAAUUGAACGAUGGUUUAAAUGAAGUCACCUGUGAAGGCAUUGGAUUGAAAACUUUCUAAUUCUUAAUUUCAUAAUUUUCAUUAAUUUAAAAUCUAAAAAAUUGUCUAUAAUCUUUUUCUAAUUAAAUACCUACUAAAUACAAAUACAUAAUAUUUAAAGCCAUUAAUUUUAUUUAUUCAUACAC